AUGAUUGUGAUCCGACGCGAUGUCGCAUCCCAGUCGAAAAUUAUCCCUCCAUUAUGCGACGAUCGACUAGGUGUUUCAACAAAUUUGGUUUAUAUAGGAGAAGAUUCAAGCCAGGUGAUAUUCGUUUCAUGGAAAUUGUCCCAUGAGGCUAAUAUGAUCGAUUGGAUAGGCCUAUUCAAUUUUGGUAAGUGGCGAGAUAAGGAGUAUUAG
Strongylus vulgaris is the source of this 210-nucleotide messenger RNA. The record is from the annotation of a GenBank genome assembly. Lineage: Eukaryota; Metazoa; Nematoda; Chromadorea; Rhabditida; Strongylidae.